CUUAUGCUAUCUUUAAAGCACGUAGAACUCGUUCGCUAGAAAGCCGGUAAGUGAUUCCGCACUGCAAUGAUAUAACUCCCUAUUGCAAAAAAUAGAGGCACGUGAAUCGAAGAUUUUUUUACAUCCAUUGUGAUGAUGCACUUUCAUUAGGAACUGAUUGACAAUUUCCUCGUGUUUGCGGAACAGAAACAAAGCGUCUGUUUGCUUGUAUCGCCGUCAAUGAUCUGAGCUACACAAAGGAACUCACUAAGCGUCACAAUGUUUAAACAAGUCCGCCACAAGUUGAGUCAUUCGCAUAAGCAGACUUCAGUAGAGCUCGUAGAUCCGCCCAACGGAUUCAGCGAAAUUCAUGCCAUGGAAAACAAGGCUGAAGCCCAAACUCCUGAGUAAGUGAUUAUUAUUUGUGGUUAUAUAGCAUAUACUAAAGGUGAAUUUAUUUGUCCUCCUGGAAGUAAUCAAAUAUAUGCUGUAUGCAUGCAGGAUAUUGUGGCGAAAUCAGUAAUCAAUCCUUAAAUAGGGUAUAUAAAUUGUCGUCAUCAACCAAUCUACGAUUUCAGACUGUUUUGUAACGGUUGACAAAGUUUGCGAACUACAGCUGUUUAAAUGUAAGUAAGUGUCUAUAUCUCAUGAUCAGCAAAAGAUUGUUGCAAACGGAUUGAAGCUCGUCAGCAAACCGAGCAUCUUUUAAAAAAGCGAUGCCGUUUACAAAUCAUAACUUCGUAUCACUUAUGCAAUUCAAACACGUAGAGCCUUGCGAAGGCUACCGCACUGAUCACGGGUCACAUGCAUUCCCAGUGACAGCCUUGAGGCGCAUUCUUAGGAGGUCCAAUUUUAGUCACCUAUUACACUGUUAUUACAAGACAGCUUCUACCAGCUUAUUUAUUACGACACUACGCAACUCAGCUUUCACCGAAGAUGGUACGAAGUACGCGAACAGUCUCGGCAAGGAUAGGAGUGAUAACCUAAUUCGAAUAUAUGGGGGUGGGGGUUGAGAAUGGAGUGUUCCCUCAUUUUAGGAUACGUAUGAUCCGCACUGGACAUUCUCAAUAGCUGUGUCUCAAACUCUGACCUUGUUUAAGAGGACAAAAAGCUUUAACUUUUCUCCCUUUUAAAGUCCCGACAAUGAAAAAGAGCAUCAUAUGUACGUAAGGGAACUCGAUUGACGCAAAAUUGUGUGAACAAGUGUUUUGUUUAUGGACUGACCCCCCUUCAAAAACGCCGGAGAGGAUUCUAUAGUAACUCGUAGUUGAAUAGUUUUCUUAAUUCGAGUUUCAUUCUCAGAGAGUUCUACUUUAGGUUUUCGAAAGGGAUUUGUUGUUUUAUGACUGAGCACAUCAAAAAUUAUAUACGCUAUCAGGCUUUACGGUGCCCUUACAUAAUCGAAAGAGGCCGACUCGGGAGGUUACUCCCUGUAUAAUCCCCUAUAAUAGGUAGCUCUGCCCGAAAGGUGUACCUAUUUCAAGCUUCAGGUAUAAGAGAGGGUACGAGGCUUUCACUAGUUGAGGUAUGUGAAAGGGCGGGGAAAUCUUUCAUUGUGUUCCGAUCUGUGAAAGGACCUAAGAGCUAACGGGAGCAUUUAAAUGGCUGCGGAAAAGACAAGAAAACUUUUGGUUUAGUGAUUUAUAUUGAUAUUUUUGCAGUGUUCUACACUAGUAUGUGAAAGGGGUACCAUAUUUGUCAAUAACUGAGGUAUACGAUUUGGCUGGCUUUACUGUUAUAAAUGGUAUAUAAAAAGGUAAGCGGUUGACCCUCUGUGCGGAGCCUCGCGUACACAACAUUGUUGAUUACCCCCCCCCCCCCCCCCCCCCCCCCCCACCCCCACCCCCCAGCCCGCCCCCAAAAAUUACCUUUUUUUGCUUUGUCUAAUACAUAUAUUUUUGCGUGUAAAAAAAAACACACACCCCAACCACCUCACAAUACUACAAAACAAAAAACAGAAGUUUGAAAGGGCGAGUCUCUAUCAUUGAGUAAGCGCAGUAUUAUUGUUUGUGUUGUUUUUUUCAAAAAUGUGUUAAAAAAAAGGAACGCGUUGCCCCCUCCUUGGGGCUCCUCCUCACCAAAACUGUUGUUUGCCCCCCCCCCCCCCCCCCCCACACACACACACACACCCCGGAGGACGCCAAGAAUGUAUCGCUUGUUACUAGUUCUAGUAACUGAUUUUGGCCGGAUGAAAUAAACUCAAACCUGGCUCAACGCGUAUCAAUACUGAAAACGAAGCGAGUGUGUAAACAUACUUUAAGACUCUACAGUCAAAUGUGAAGCAUCGAAAACUUGUUUGGGAACAACAACGAGUCUAUAGCUUUUCAGGUGUUAGUCAAGAAGAGAAGCGCCAAACGGCUGAUCUUUUUUUGACCUUUUUCUAACAGAAAUCUUUUGAAGUUGCUCCUUACUUUAGUAAGCUUAACAUUUUCUUUGGAAGACAGUAUGACUGAGGGGUACGGUGUGGGCGGAGCAUCCCUGCACCCUAAUGAAGUGCACAGCAGUAACUGACUUAAGAGCAAAAUACAUUUCACGAUGCAUUUUAUGCUAGCAGGUUUGCUUUUAUUUCAUUUUUUUUCAAGUUAAGAUGACCUCGAUACCGUGGGUUCCCCUUUCCGCGGGUAAGUUGAAAAGAAGUCGGUCGAGAACAGGUUAUGGGCUCCUGUCGGAAAUCGAAAUCAUGUGCUAGCUGUGAAAAAUUGCCAUUUUCUUGUUUACAGAUCCCCAGUAAAAUUCGGACAUAAUUUUCAAAUUGCGGCGUCACGGUCUUUAUUAUUACGUUUUUAGAUCCUUCUUGUUUACUAAAUAACUUAACGGCUGGUUAACCGCAUGCACCGACGAAUUGUUACGUAACCAGAUUUAAAAAUAGAAGAUUUGACAAACCGGGUCUAAAUACAGUACCCGGAAAACCAUCCUAAACAGCAUAUAUUUCAAUCUACUGCUGAAGUGUUUCUCAUUUGGAUACUCUGAAAUCUAAGGGGUUCUUUAUGUACAUAAAUCUCGAAACUUUGUUGCUCGAAAAUAAUGAAAUUGAAUGAUAUUUCAGUUACAGCCAGCUGUGCAGCUGAUCGUGCAGUAAAAACCCGCAUAUAGGACCCUAGAAUUUUCGAUGUCAGGCUGAACAGUUUCUUAUAUUUUAUGUUAGUUUUUCACAAUUCAGGCUGAUUAGGUUCUUAAUAGGUUCUUAUUUUUCAGAGGUUGUUGUAGUGUAACCAUUGGCAGAAAUAUUGUAAUAGUUUGGCACUUGUAUUUUCAACAAAAAAAUGCUUGCAUACACAAAAAAACAUUUUGGGCUAUGUACGUAUUAAAUUAUGCACUGUAGCUUUAUGGAAAACAUAUUUCUAGGGAAAAUCCAAACAAAUGAUUAAAUUCAAGGAAAACAUAUCAUAGUAACUUUUUGUCACAAGUUUCGUUCUCACACAGUACAAUUAAAAUCCAAAAUUUUGACUUUCAAAAUUUGAGUCCUUUUUUUGUACGUGAAAAGCUAUUUUUCUUUGCCAGGCUGAACAGGUUCUUAUAUUCUUGGGUAUUCAAAUACCAAAUUUCAGCCUGAAGGUUCUUAAAUCAUGAGGUUCUUAUAUGCGGGUUUUUACCGCUGUAUUAGUUCCGAAAAGCUACGAUACAAUUACAUUUCCAUCGGUCGCAUCAUGUACGUAUGAGGAAAUCUAAUCCAAUCGGCCAGGUUACCAAGACUCUCGGACAAGUGAAGUGUGAAACACAAACGAUCGAUGUGCAGUCUUGAGUAAACUCCUCAGUCGCAUAUUUAUUUAGUAGAAAUAGCAUCCUUGUCCAUGGGGUAAAACUUUUUGACUUUGUGGAUGCGAUUUUAAUCGUAAUGAGACCAUUUUUUGAUUUCUAAUUAAUGUAUUUCUCUGCAGGGAACAGCCGGUUUUCUCGACCCGAGCUCACGUCUUCCAGAUCGACCCUGCUACGAAGAAAAGCUGGCUUCCUUGCUCAAAGCAAGCUGUCACCGUGUCUUUCUAUUAUGACCCGAACAAGGAGACACAUCGCAUAAUAUCGGUUGAUGGUUCAAAGGUAUGAAAGACUCUUUUUAAGAUUUAUAACACGCACAUUCGAGCUGUAUACGUAGCUGACGUUUCUUGAUAAUAUUUAUAUCCGCUUCGUAGUUGAUUUCAACACAUAAACUUAAUCAAGUUCAAGCUUUUAUGCUAAUCCUAGAAUGUUUAUCUUGUCUGCUUCGUUCUUAAGAGGCCUAAAUCUACGGAGAAACAGUGCUACAGAUCGCUAAUUAACGAAAUAAUAACGAAAGGAAGUUUCUGUUUAUAUCGGGUUAUUCUUUCCUGUCAGAGCGCUUAUACGAAGCAACAUAACAGAGUCGCGGCUUCCAGCAAAUUUUACAACCAUCAGUUUUGAUAAAGCUGUUUUGUUUUGAAUUAAAAAACACAGGCAUUGAACCUAACACUGGUUUUAGUCCAAUUGUAGGUAAAGUCUCAUUUAUAUUAACCUUUAUAUCCGAGCAAUAGUAUAAGCUUACGAAGCUAUAGAUAUAUUCAGCGCAUUCCCACAGUCAAGUGAUAUUGACAACGAGCGAGCGAAAUGUACAAUUGUUGUGCACGUUUUUUCCACACUGCUUUCGGCAGAUAAAACCUAUCUGGCCGGCUGAAAAUGUGCUUUGUUGUUAAAAUUUAAAAUGGCGAUAAUUGCUAACCGUGAAAUUAUUAAUAAAUAAGUGUUCGUCGAAGCGUUAGGCAAAUUUAAAAUUUAUCAUCCCAUACAAGAUUAUCAAGAUUAUUGUUCUCAGAUCCAGUCCAAAAAGACUUAAAGUGUCAUUUCUGUUAACGAUUUAGUUAACGAUUUAGUUUCAACUCUUUCAGCUCAAUUUAUAUUUCAACAAAUAAUUUUAAGAGUUAAAUACAGAUGAAUAUUUUGCCACAUUCCCUGGCCAGCAAUAUCUUAAAUUAUCAACAAAAUUGUCCUUCCUUUUAUGAGGGUGCAAUGAAUUUAACUGGGGCCACUAACACUUGAAAUUUAAAUACCUGUUCUCGUUUUUGAUGGUCUAAGAUACUAUUCCAAAGUCAUGCAGACACUUGUAUGUGAUCCUGACCUGUGAUUGGCUGUUUAGGACUUGGGGCACCCCUAGUUGAGUUCUCUGUACUGUAACACAUACCCUCAACAAACAAAUCAAACAUUUAAGCAAAUAUGACUAUUGCUGUUUCUAACUUUUGUUGUGUUAAAUUUAUUCUCAAAUAGAAAAGUUUCACUUUGAUUGGUGUAAGAUGUGCUUUGUAAAAUAAUUAUGAUACUUGGAGGAGCUCAUAACCCUUGUCCUCUUAACAGGAAAUGCUGUGUUUAUUAAACUUCUGCUACCUAAGGGCUUUAACAGUGCUCUUGAGGAAAAUGAAUAGAUACUUAAUUUUUGUGGCUACAGGUGUCCUACUUGCUGGAGACAAAAAACAGGAAUAAGCAAUACUAACUCCAGCAGUCUACCUUUGUGCUGGUAACAAAAAAAUGUGUGGUCUUCCGUAUUUAAAAACUACACAGCUAGUAAGCUUGAGUGAACUUUUUCCGACAGGCCAUUGUUAAUAGCACCAUACUACCAAACAUGACAUUUACCAAGACAUCCCAGAAGUUUGGUCAGUGGUCAGAUGCACGGGCUAACACUGUCUUUGGCUUAGGAUUUCCCUCUGAAGUUGAAUUAAACAAGGUUUGUAAAGCAUGCUGACAUUUUAAAUUAAAUUUGUUCUACACUUUUAGUAGGGACAGGUACUCAAUUUAAAUAUAACAUUUCUACGUCACUAUCUUGUCAAGGUGAAUCAACAGUUAAACACAGGCACUUAGUCGACGCAAUAAAACAUAGAAAUAUUUACUCAACUGUUCUCAAUGCAAAAAACUAAAAGAUACAUCUGUUCAUUCCUCAUUGUCACGUGCUCAUUCAACUGUCAAUCAAGAUUGCACCCAAAACCGAAAGCAGAGGCACAAUCUUGUACCACUCUAUAUUUUGUGGUUCAGUUCUAUGCUAUUUUUCUUUUGCUUUUAACUCCCUAACAUAAUCUUUAACAUGUAAGACUUGUAAUAAACAAAGAUUGCAGAGUGUGAUCCCAGACUGUUUCUCCUUUGGCAAGUUUCUGAUGAUGCCCUUCACCCCUGCAGAAUAAAAAGGGAUUCCAGAUACAUGCUUUAUCCCAUACAAUCUCCCUCCACUCCGCACAAAGAUGCAAUGAUAAAAAAAUUGAAACAGUCAGACAGUAUAUUAUGUACAGUUGACUUGUGACAAAAAGGUACCCUUGAAAUGUGUCUUAUGAUGACAUGAUUGAAGCAAUCCUAUGAUAUGAACAUUUGAAUUAAACCACUUUGGAAGAAUAGAGUGUUCAUUAGGCAUUGGAGAUCGUAGAUUUCUCCGUUUAUUACCCAGAAUUCUCCAGCUAAUGGUUGGUAGCCUUUAAAUAUUUUUUAUUCAGACGUGGAACCUCUUUCUCUUACACGAUGUUACACCUUUGUCUUGCUACUGGAAUUUGUAAUGAAAACCCUGAGCAUAUGCAUGGUAGCUAGGUUAUUGAUUGAUUCAUUGACUUGACUUAGUUGAGCGUAGUGAAACCCAGUGUGAUUUCUAUAGUGGAAGAUCUAUUUCACAUAUGGCCUGUAUUCAGUUUGCAGACAAAUUCAAGGAAGCCAAAGGCUCUAUCAGAGCAACUGGUAGUACGGGCAGUACAACAUCCUCUUCAUCAGCUACUGGUGUGACUGUUAACGGCACAUCAAGUGGAGUGGUGAAUGGAACGGCAGAGUCACCUCAGGGUACACCUAAUGCUGCACAUAAAACAGCUUCUGUAAGAAGCAACUCAUCUGCAAGUAGUGGGGAGGUAAGCACUAUAGCUGGUCAUACUGGGCCGUUUCUGGGUUGCCUCAAGCCUCUCUUUAAGCGAGUCUAAGUGCAAAGCCACUGAUAUGAAAAUGUUUUUUUUUUAUUUUCAUGGAAAUAGUAUCUUUUUAACAUAAGGUUUCUGCCCUUAGUCUCAUUUUAAAAGUGAGAGGUUUUGGAACCCAGAAGUGGCAUGCAAAUGCAGGAGUGCUAACAUUGGCUAUUAUAAAUUAGUAAAAUCCAACUAGUGGUCUAUUAUCAAUGCUGCAUUCUGAUUGGUUGAGCUACUACUAGGCUAUAUGUUAUAACCCCCUAGUAGCAAAAAGCGCGGGCUUUUUGGCGGCAAAAAAGGAUUAAAGUCUAGCUUUAACUAGCUAAAAUUUUUUUAUUCUCGAUAUUUUUGACCAGCUAGUUGGAUUUUACUAAAACAAUAUUAUUCCUCUCGCCCUUCAUGGCCUCGGAGUCAAUAGCCCAUGAGACCAAAGUAUAGUUUAGUCCCUGUGCUUGUUGAGUUCAGGAACAUAAUUUUCUAUUUCUUAAGAAUUAAUCUUUAAGGGUUCCCUAUUCCUAUUUCUGCAAAAACUUGUGAUUGGGUUGCAUGAUAUUAUGCUGGAUCUUAAGGUUUCCUCAUUUGUCCAAAAAUUUAUUCUAAACAACCAAAUUAGACACCUGAGUUCAUCUAAGCCACUUCCAAUGGAGGUAUCAACAAAACUGCUGUUACUAAAACAGUAUUUAAUAUUGUUAGUGGUUAGCCAAGCAACAAGCUGUAAACUUAUUUAAUUGAUCAUUUAAAGUUUUUAUUUAUGACAUAUGUAGUACUAUGUUGUGUAAAUACUCUCAGCAUUGUUUAUAGCUUAUAUUUAUAGUCUGUUUGUAUAAAUAACCUUUUUCACUUUUUCUGGGUAUGAGUUGUGUUUGGUUGUUUAAUAAAUAUUGUUAUUAAUUUCUAACUUUAAAUCUGAGGACAAAAUCCCUUAGUUUCAUGCCUUCAUGUGGUCCUGUUUGUCUUAUCUUUUAUUUGUAUGGUGAAAUCUUGAAAUUUUUUGAAUAACAAAAAAAGUUUUUUCUUAUUUUAGCCACCCCCCAAAUAAAAGAACUACAUUUACAUAGCUGCAGGCUUGAUCAGCUAUUUUGAUAUUAUUUUUAACAGAUAACUGAUUAUAUUUAUGUUGUUGAAACAAUAGCUUUGACACAAAUUUAUUGCUUUAUGACAUUUUUUUGACCACAAUAGUUAAUUGAACAUGCAAAUUUCUUUGCCUCAACUUACUGCACUUUGAUAUUUCAUUCAGUAUACACAUUUUCCAUUUUGUAUUAUCAAUAUUGGCCUCCUUCAUCUACCUUGUUUACAAAUGGAACAUUUAGGCAGAAGAAUAUCUCUACCAGCUUCAUUCAAAAUGACAGCUCCUUUCAUGGUAUAAGCAAAUUUAAAAUUUAAUGUCUUAUUGACUUGACUUAUUGUAUUUUACCACUUUUCUUUUUUAAAUAAUGAGUCACUCUGUUUCCUGUAUAAUUUCAAGUUAAUGAUAAUACGUACAGUAGAACCUCGAUAACUCGAACUUGGAUAACCUGAAUUCCCCGCUAACUGGAAUUAAACUUCCUCUCCCUUGAGCAAAAUUUCACUGAAAUUUACCCCAAUAACAUGCAUUCCUUGCUAUAAACUCAAACUGUUUUUCCUUUCCCUUCAAAGUUCGAGUUACCAGGGUUCUACUGUAUGUGUUUAUGUUGUAGGUAAAAUCCGUUCUUUGGUAAGGUUAAACCUGUAUUCAACCUAUAAAGGUUGACUUCCAACUUGCAGGUUUCUAACCUUAGUAAUCUGCCCUGAAUGCUGAUUUAACCUGAAAAGGCCUUCUACCACAACAUGGGUUUUCUGAACUUAAGAAGAUUUUGUUUUAAUUAUGGGACAGAAUAUCAUUUUCAUUACUUGCAAAUUCUUAUUAUUUACCAGUUCAUAAUCUCUUGUUUAAAGUUUUGUCAACAUGAAUUUAGCUGGCUUAGUUAAUAACAACAUCGACGACAACAACAAUAGAUAAUUAUGACCUCUUGAGCUUGUAUAAUUUUGUUUUCCCAAUGUUGGUCAUUUGACGUCCCCAAGGGAAUUAAUUCUUUGUUUUCUCAUGAAUUAUACAUACAUACAUAUGCAUGUGAGUAAGAGGAAAUUUAAAAGAAAUAGCUCUCUUGAGUAACCUUUAUGACCUACAUUGGGAGAACAAGCCAUACAAGAGGGAAACUGUGGUCAACUCAAUUUUAUAACAAUAUUUAAAUCUCCAGGAUGAAACAAGAGAGACGACUGGAAUCAGCCAUAAAGUAGUUGGAAACACAGAAUCGCACCUGAAAUACGAAAAUGAUAGACUCAAGAUGGCGUUAGCCCAAAGGUAUAGGAAAAUUUAAAAACUUUGAAUCUCAAAUUUCUUUAAAAAUUAAAACAUUUUGGGUUUAGAUCAGUGCAAGUUCAUUUUUGGUUGUGAUUGGUCUUUGGUCAUUGUUACUAAAUUUUGCUCACUUUUAAUUUUGCAACAUUCCACUGAGCUGGUGACCUCCUCUAACUCUGACUUUUUAGUUUAACUAGAUGGUAGGCACGUUUAUGACUGCCUCUGACUCUGUUGCUGAUUAAAACAAGCCUUUGGCCCAUUUUCACCCGCCCCCCCCCCCCCUCCCCCCUUAAUAGUGAAUGUCUCUCAUUUUAAAUUUUCAUGGAUGCUUUUCUUGCUUGUCUUUGAUUUUUGAAAAGUAUGUCAUGCAAAAUUAGGCUCAAUAAGGUAUUAAUUGUGUCUUGUCUUUUUGACAGCUCUGCUAAUGCUAAAAAGUGGGAGACAGAACUGCAGACACUGAAAAAUAAUAAUGCCAGACUAACAGCUGCAUUACAGGAGAGCACAACAAAUGUGGAGGAGUGGAAAAAACAACUGAAUGCCUAUAAGGAAGAGAAUAUUAAACUUAGAAAAAAGGUGCAUGCUUGCAGAAAAAAUACUUUAAAUUAAUAAUUUUUGUAAUAAUUGAUUUUUAUUACUGACAUGUUUAUUUAUUUAUUUGUUAUUCAUUGUUUUGUAGCAUUUUAGUGGAUGAAAUUUUGUUGCAAAAUUGCAUUGGGAAUAAAUGUACAUUUCUUUCUCACCUCAUUUCACAUUAAAGUCUUCUAACCAAAGAAAAUCGCACAUUGCAGUGACACAAAAAUGAUAUUUAAUCCCUGUCGUAAUUAACCUCAUUAUACUUUUUCUUUUAGGUCCAAGAAAUAGAAUCAUCAGACCAAGUAUCAGAUACAUUAAAUGCGCUUCAGCAAGAGAAGCUCACCCUGGAUGGACGAGUGAUUCAGCUUGAGAGCAUGAUAAGACAGAAAGAUGAGGUCAGCUGGAAAUUCAAGCUAAUGUUUCUUUGGAGUUUAUAUAUUGUUUUCAAGGAAUUCAAAAUAUUAAACAAUGCUCGCUUUGGCUGGAGACAGGGUGGGGUAUCUUUGCCUUUAAAAAGACUGUGAAACAUUACUGUGGUUUGAUUUAUAAACUCCACUGCUAAGGAUUUUAUCUCUCAUAGUUGAUAACUAGCUUCUGGACUUUCUAUAUUUGGUUCCCUUUAAGUUCUUACACUCAUUAACAAAACAACGAUUAUCAUGUAAUGUCGUUAAUUUUUUUAUCUCAGGUAAUUUUUAUUUUUCCAUUGUUUUUGGGUGUGGUAAUUGUGUGCUAAUUCAUUCGAAACAAAGGAAAGACAAAAAUUUCCUGAAAUAAAAAUUAACUGCAACAUACAGCUGUAUAAAAUCAUCACAUCCAACCAAACCAGUAAUAAUGUUAUUUUUGGGUGGGAUGGCACAUCACCAUUAGCAAAGGAUGUUGUUAUUAAAUCUCAUUUUCCUCUGGUCUUGUCCUUGUCUUUUCAGUCUUUUCUGUGUGACUGCACUAUUUAUAACAAGGGCUAAAAAGUCAUAUAUAGAGAUCACAAGAAAUACUGGCCUACAUUUUUGGCUUUUUCUCCGUGUCCCCUCAGUCUUCAACAUCAGUGUCAAAACCUUUCUAUUCUAUUACAGAUACCUUUGCACCUGAAACCCUUAACUACAUAAUAUCAACACACAGGAUGGUAUUUUUUUCCUAAUUCUAGCAUGUUUUCUUUUUAGGAUAAUACCAAUUUAAGACAAGCAAAUGCUGAACUUACAAAUCAGAAUCAGGUUGGUGGUAAACUGUUAUCCCAAGUACUUAGUGUAAUGGUAAAGGGGCACAAGAGCCAAAGGCCCAAACAGCCAGAGCUUAUCCUGGUUUCCUUAGCAUGAAGCAAAAUUGCCUUGUAAGAGUAUUGCUAGUCUCCCAUGGCCGCUUGCUAGUACAUCGCAGGGUCAGACAAUACCCCAGUAUGUUGCCCAUACCCAUUUAUACACCUGGGUGAAGAGAGAGAAAGAUUGAAGUUCCUUGUCUAAGAAAACGACAAGACGGCGAGGCUUGAAUCCCGGACCACCAGAUCUAGGUGUUUAAAACCACUCUGCCGCACAUGCCUCCACAGUGCUCAGUGUGCUGUGGUUUAUAUAGUUUUACAUGUUUUUACAGCUUUACGCAUCAUUUACCUACUAUUCCAAAUUUCAAUUGCAAGGUCUGAAAUACCAAAUGAUACCAUGUGACUGUACUACAAAAGAACUUUACUUGAAUGAAAACACCUCAUUCAUACUCGGCGAGGAGCAGUGAACCCUGGUCAGGGCUAUCACCUUCAAUUUAUGACACAAUUUUGCAGUCUCAUCAAAAUGAGGCUGGAAAUUAGAGCAAAUGUCACUGAUGAAGAGAUCUUGAAAAGAUCUUGGAAGCUCUGUGUAACUAAGAAUUUGUUGCUGUUGGAGAAUAUUUCUUUGCAGCACUAAAGGAUAAACAUAAUGUGAUAUUUCAUCUUCAGAUUCAAAAGUUGAAGUCAUUUAUUAUAGCAAAUCUCCUCCCCAUUCAUUUUCAUUCAGACAAGGAAUGAAAGAGGGUAAUGCCUAUUUAUUAUUUAUGCAGGGAGUUGUGUUUAAAAUGUGUAGUUGAAGUUAACAGCAGCAUUGUUUUUUAGACCCUGCAAGUGGAAAAUGAUAGAAUGCAUUUAAAAACAGAGGAGCUGAUGUCUCAGUUGAACAAGAAUGCUUUGGAUGAAUCUCGUGUGAAUGAGCUCAAUGAACUCCAACAACUACUGGCUGGGAAGAUUGAUGAGCUUAAUUCUCUCAGCGUAAGUUUAGCAGCAACCUUGCAAGGGAAGCCGCCUGAAUUGGAUAAUAGCUGAAUUGAAAUUUGAAACAUUCCAUCUUUGAUUUGAAACUCCUGCCAGCAGCUUCAGGAGAGAAAAUUUAAUUUAUUCAAAUGACCGCAUCAUAUAAACAUCAGAAAUUAUCAAGUAGAAUCAUUUAACCAGAUAUGAACUUUAAUUGUUUAUUGUGCCAUUUAUGGUAAAUGGAAUGGAGUUGACACAAAAUAGUUGCACUAGGUGUACUGAAAUGUACUUUAGAAAUGAAGUCUUGAGUGCUAAUUUAGUUCAUUUUAGAAGUUCAUCAUUCCAGCAGGCAAGAUUUUUUUAAUCAUUAAAAAAGGGAAAAGCCAGCAGACAGUCUGACUAUUUUUUAAUACAUAUUCCAAUUUCUUUUAAAAUAGCAUCUUGUCUCUUGACUGACAGAAUUGCAGUUAUUUUUCUCAGUGAAAGAUAGAAUAUACUGUUCAUUAAACUGCAAACUCGACAAGCCAAUGCCUUUAACUUUUUUGUCAAUUGUUAUUGAAAUAUGUUGAAACAAAAAAAAAAAAAAGAUUGUCUGAAUAGGAUUUAAGGAUUGUUUGCCUUUUAGAAGCCCAUAAAAGCGGUCUUAGUGGUCUUAUUUUGCUGGGGCCAGUUGUUCGAAGGCCAAUUAGUGCUAACUUGGGUUUAAAUUUUUACCCGGGUUUCUGUUUCCUUAGUUCAAAAUCAUUUUCUCGGAUAAUGUUCUUUACUCUUUUUUAGAGUAUCCAAUCUUUAAAUUGAAGACAAAAAGAAUUGAACUCAGUUUGCUCUUUAUGCUUCCAUAUCUGAAUUUAAAUUUUGCACUAACCUUGGGUUACCUUGGAACAACCCCACCCUGGAUAAUAAUAAUGUCAAAUGUACUUGCUAACAAAUUCUUUAUGCAGUUAAUGAAAAAUUCCUUUCGAUCUUUUGUCAAAUAAUAAGUAAAAUUUGAAAAGCAAGGAUUUUAUUACGUGCUGUUAUUGUUUUUUUUUUUUUCUACUCAUUUUACAAAUGAAACUACUCAUGAUUCAGAGAUUUGUUACUUGGUUCGUCUAUUAGAAUAAAAACAUGUCUUAGACAUGUUAGUUGUGCCAAUACUACAAUAUAAUACAAAGUGUGAAAUUGUAAUGUUUGCAUAGUUUUAUAAAGAGUGAUUUUCAUUGGCCAAAUUUACUAAUAAAAAUUGUAUAUUAGAACAGUAUAAAUUAUUUGUGGAAUGUUCGAUACUUUGUAGAUAUAUACAUGCUAUGUAACCCACUAACCUUAAUAUAUUAACAUAACCGUAAUAAUUGAUAAAAGUGUGGAAGCGAUGUAACGAAGCAUUUUUGUAGUCAACAAGAGAAUGAAUAAAACCCCUUUAGCAUACCAAGGGUUCUAAUGGUAUGUAAACAG
Porites evermanni is the source of this 13375-nucleotide messenger RNA. The record is from the annotation of a GenBank genome assembly. Lineage: Eukaryota; Metazoa; Cnidaria; Anthozoa; Scleractinia; Poritidae.